This is a messenger RNA of Momordica charantia (bitter melon), 4043 nucleotides long. Lineage: Eukaryota; Viridiplantae; Streptophyta; Magnoliopsida; Cucurbitales; Cucurbitaceae. The record is from RefSeq and is a predicted model, not a curated record.
AUGAAGGAGGAUGUGAAGCGCUAUGUGACAGAAUACGAAGUAUGCCAACGAAGCAAAACAGAAUCGCUAGGCCCUGCUGGUUUGCUCCAACCGUUACCACUGCUGGACCGCAUUUGGGAAGAUAUAACCAUGGAUUUCAUUGAAGGCCUACCGAAGUCAAUGGGAAAGGAUGUCAUAUUCGUGGUGGUCGAUAGACUGAGUAAAUAUGCCCACUUCAUUGCCUUGACACAUCCCUAUUCGGCGAAAGGAGUGGCAGAGGUGUUUGUGAAGGAGAUCGCAGUUAUCUGCUUGGAUGGUGACGGCUGCAAGAUUAGAAAUGGAUCUGGAUUUACUGAAGGAGAAUCGGAUCUUGAUACCUCAAUUGCUUGCGACUCAUGUGAUACAUGGUAUCACGCAUUCUGUGUUGAUUUUGAKCCUGAAGACACUUCCGAAAGUACAUGGUUAUGCCCAAGAUGUAAGGCUAAUGAUCAGGAAAGUUCCAUCAACGAUUCUGUUCCAUUGUUUAAUAGCCACUAUGAUUCAACAAAUGAUUUGGUUGCUCAAGGUUUUUCCAGAAAGGUGUCGGUAUCAGUUGCUGAUACUGGAGAGACAGCAUUGGUUGUCUCAAUGAUUGGAGGAAAUCAGGUUGACGAAGAACAAACUGAUAACAUCCCAUCAACUGGUGAAAUUGAAAAUAUUUACAAAAUUGAAAAUUUCAUUUUGGCUUCAGAAGCUGGUGGGCCAAAUGUCUCAGCAUCAUUAUUGGAGAAUAAUGCUGUUCUACCGACCCUAUCAAUGGAGAAUAAUUCUGUUCUUCCAGUACUUGGGGCCAAAGAAUUGGAACUUUCUCUGUCACGUGAUACUUCCAUCAGUUUGCCUCAUGAUUCCUGUAGACACGUUGGGUUGAAAACAAGUUGUGCUGAUGAAAUUAUGGCCGAGUCAAGUAGCCUUGAAAGCACCAGAAGUGCUUCAAAUAUAUCUCACGCUAUAAACAAAAUGUCAAACGAUGAAUUUAGUAUGGGUCUUCAUCUUGGUUUACCUGUGGGCUCAUUCUUGUCUGUUGAUUGCGUGAACGAUGGAAACAACGAUCAAGGUGCUGAUGUUAAGCAGCAGUUGUUUCCUUCAGAAGAACACUUGUUACUAGCUGAUAAUGUYGCAUCACACACCACCCAGGAAGCUUCUGUAAUUACUGGCGUAAAGAGGAAACGCACGGAUUGCAGUGAUCACGUUCAGAAGACUGGUGAUAAUGGAGAUAAUGGACCCAAUUCUGAUAUAAAAGUUACUACCACAAAACUUGCUCAGGGGAAGAAUCAACCAGUUCUUUCUAAAAAUGAUGCUGAUCAAACGAAGCAAGAUGAUACAAAAAGUUUGGCUAUGCCAUUAGUUCGUAAGGAAGCCAGCUUGAAACGAAGAUCAGUAAAGCAAGAUAUCAAAGUUGAUAUAAUGAGUAUAGUUCGUGGCCGAAACCGCAGGCUUCCUCCCAAAGGCCUUGCAAGCUCAAAUUCUAAUGAUGAAGUGUCAGAUCAGCGAGAAAAUCUGACUGGUUUAAGAGUCAAAAAGAUCAUGAGGAGAGCCGGUGAGGACCAGGAAUCAUCCAUGCUAGUUCAGAAACUAAGAAAUGAAAUAAGAGAAGCAGUCCGCAACAAAUGUUCAAMAGAUUUUGGGGAAAACCUUUUGGAUUCAAAGCUUCUUGAUGCUUUCAGGGCUGCAGUAUCAGGCCCUAAAACUGAAUCCCAGAAAAGAUUAUCAGCUUUGGCUAUUAAGGCAAAAAAGUCAUUAUUGCAAAAAGGGAAAAUCCGAGAAAGUCUGACAAAGAAAAUAUAUGGGGCUACUAAUGGAAGAAGAAAGCGUGCAUGGGACAGAGACUGUGAAAUUGAAUUCUGGAAGCAUCGUUGCAUAAGAGCGAGAAAGCCCGAAAAGAUUGCAACUUUGAAAUCUGUCCUUAACCUCUUAAGAAAUAGUUCACAGAGCCCAGAUGCAAAACACGGUUCUGAAUGUCAGCCUGCAAAUCCAAUUCUUUCUCGAUUGUAUGUAGCAGAUACAUCUGUCUUCCCACGGAAUGACAACAUCAAGCCUCUGUCGGCUCUCAAAUCUUCCUCUUCUUUGGAGCAGAAGAAAGAUCCACCCACAGGGACUAGCAAGGUUUCAUCAAAGGCUGGAAUUCCUCUGGCAGCAAAUGCGGGGAGUAAUUGUUCUAUAUCUGCCCCAAAGAGUGCUGCAGGUUCUGGUAAAGGAAAUCAUAGUGGGAACUUAGAAGCAUCAGUUGGUUCUAAACUUAAACCACAGAGUACAGUUUCUUCUACAUCUAAUAAUGCAAUUGAUAAAAGAAAAUGGGCCCUAGAAGUUCUUGCUAGGAAAACUGGUGAUGGCUGCAGUGUAGCAAAUAAAAAGGAGGAAGACAUGGCUGUACUUAAAGGAAAUUAUCCUUUGCUAGCUCAGCUACCAAUAGAUAUGAGACCAAAAUUGGCACCCAGUCGCCAUAACAAAAUUCCCGUAUCAGUAAGGCAGGCACAGCUUUACCGUCUGACAGAGCAGUUCCUGAAGAAAACAAAUUUGGAAGUUAUGCGCAGAACUGCCGAGACAGAGUUGUCAAUUGCAGAUGCCGUUAAUAUCGAAAAGGAGGUUGCCGAUAGGUCAAACAGCAAACUCGUGUAUCUUAAUCUAUGUUCCCAGGAGAUAUUGCAUCGUAUAGACAMUAGCACAUUAAAUACGACAGCAGAUUUGGAUUCCUCAUCCCUGUCAAAUAAUCCCACCCAUGGAUCUGAACUGGCCACUGAUCCAGAAACAGAUCCUGUUGUUGAAGAAGCACUGAGAAAUGCUGGUCUAUUAUCUGAUUCGCCCGUGAAUAGCCCGGCAGACACGACCAAUGUCAAUGAUGAUGACGAUGACCCUAUGAAAGAGUUACAAGAUGAAGAACCUGAAAACGUGAUUGAAAUGGAUGGCCAUCCAGAUUUGGAUAUAUAUGGUGAUUUUGAGUAUGAUCUGGAGGAAGAAAGCUGCUUCACCACUAACGAUACCAAGGUUCUGAAACCACCAGAUGAAGGUGAGACAAAAAUGAAAGUUGUUCUAUCCACCUUCAACUCUGAAAGUUCGAUUCAURCAUCCGAGGCUGAGAAGUCUGAGAGGUUGGAGAAUGUUGAGCUACUGAAGGAUGCUUCUUGCUCGCCAAAAAACCAAACUGAUGUGGAGAUUGGAACUGCCGCUUUGGAGGGUGAGAUGGAAGGGUCUGUUGCUGUUCCUCCAAUUAGUAAAGAAGUUGAAGAACCUUCCUUGGCCGAAUAUGAAGAGCUAUAUGGACCUGACACAGAUCUAGACGUUAAGAAACUUCCUAGUCCUUGUGUUGUACCUACUUCAGAACUUUCGUCUGAGCAGAAAGAUUCUUGUAAUGAUGAAAAUUCUCUGCCAAUCCAAGGUGGAAAAGAAUCAGACUUAAAAUGUGAGGAGAGGGUAAACAGAGMAGCUGUCAUCACCGGUUGUCCCGACCCCCCUGGUGGAGAAUGUUCUCCCCAUAGGAAGGAGAAGUCCAGUUCCAAUGAUAAUAAGCAGUCUGAUAGCAUCAACUCUAUAGCUAAGAAGGUCGAAACAUAUAUCAAGGAACACGUCAGACCGCUGUGCAAGAGCGGGGUCAUAACGCCCGAACAAUACAGAUGGGCAGUCCAGAAAACCACUGAGAAGGUUAUGAAGUACCAUUCGAAGGAUAAGAAUGCAAAUUUUCUUAUCAAGGAGGGUGAAAAGGUGAAGAAGCUUGCAGAACAGUAUGUAGAGGCAGCACAGAGGAAGGGCAUUGAUUAAUAUCGACCACCAUGGCAUUUCUCGAGUUGUAGAAGCUUCGAGCAUGUUGUCGAAAGGGUGGUUUAUGAUCCUUGCAACAAAUAGGAGUUACAUAUUUGGUAAGCAACUAUGUUUCUCGUUGAGUAUUAGUUCUGUCCACUUAUUCACAAAUUGAAGCACUAUGUUUCCUAAAGGCUAUAGAAUAAAUGAAAGUGUAAAUUUGUGUCUGAACAGAGACGAGAAACUUUUGGGAGUAGCCUCUUUAUUAUGGUUGAUUUCCCAUAAUGUUUAAA